Messenger RNA from Arxiozyma heterogenica, 2076 nucleotides. RefSeq names its product Ear1p (gene EAR1). Gene Ontology annotation, molecular function: protein binding. Gene Ontology annotation, cellular component: endoplasmic reticulum. The record is from RefSeq and is a predicted model, not a curated record. Bases 1 to 2076 code for a protein of 691 amino acids. The transcript has a single exon. Gene Ontology annotation, biological process: protein transport to vacuole involved in ubiquitin-dependent protein catabolic process via the multivesicular body sorting pathway. Lineage: Eukaryota; Fungi; Ascomycota; Saccharomycetes; Saccharomycetales; Saccharomycetaceae.
AUGUUUCAAAGGAAUAAUAGGCUUUUGAUAAUUUCUACAGUAUUAUUAAUUUUUCCAAAAAAUAUCAAUGCUUUACCGUCUCCUACUAACCAAGAAGUGGAAGUAUAUGUGGAUGGAACUAUGGUUGAUAUAAUACAAUACAAUGAACCGGCACAAAAUAAUAAGGACACAAAAUCGGGCUCGAUAAUCAAGGAUAAUGAUUUAGUUUAUCCUGGACUACCCUUUGAUAAGAUUGAACAACCACAGUACGAAAAUGAAAGCCCUAAUGUAUAUUCAAUAUUAUUCUUUAUUGGAUCUAUUAUACUAAUUAUUUUUAUUGCAAAUCUUCUCCUCUGGGUUAUUAGAACUAUAGCGAAUGUCUUAUCAAUAUAUAGAAAUAAUUAUCGUUUGUCUUUGUACGAAAACGAUAUGGAACAACAGAGUCAGGGCGAUUUGCUGAAUGAUACAGACAUUACAGAGACAGAGAAUUACGAUCCAUGUUUCACGCAGAUGAAUAUGACAAGUACAACGACUAGUGAUUCUAGGAUAUAUAAAAAAAAUAAGAAAGCUUAUAAAUGGUCUGUUUAUUUAGAUGAUCCUGGAAAAGUGGUUUCUAAAUUGGUAUUAUUGUCACCAGAAGAACAAUUCUAUUAUCACCAGGGAGAAGAAUAUCUUAGAGAGAAUCCCCCUUUAUUAAUAGCUAAUAAUAAUACUUAUGAUUUAAGAAGUAACAUUGACGAUCCGAAUGAUCAUGAUAGAGAAAGAAACGACGGUUCAUCUGAUAGAAAUGAUAAUGUCUUUGAUCCAGUUAUUAAUGAACAAACAAUACAGUACAUUGAAGAUGAAGGUGCAGCCGCAUGGGAGUUUCGUCCUGAUCCAAAUUUACCAAAUGAUACUAUUUUGGUAGAAAAUAAAACUGAAGUUAUCUUUUUAAAUAAUAAUUAUGAUGCAUCAAUCAUGACUACAUUACCAAUCCCAUGUAUUAACAAAGUUUAUUAUUGUGAAUUUAAAAUAUUUGAAUGGAAUAACCAGCAAUCAAACAGUGGAGAUACCAUGGAUGAAUUAGAGGAUAAACAAGUGGAGGGAUUAAUAUCAUUUGGUUUAGCCUCAUCUCCCUACCCUUAUUUUAGAUUGCCUGGUAGACAUCACAAUUCUAUAGCAUAUGACUCGAAUGGUGAUCGUAGAGUAAAUACAUCUUUCCCAUUAGAUGAAUCUCUAAUAUCGAUUUUUCCUAAGUGUGAGAGAGGUGAUGUUAUCGGUGUUGGUUAUAGAACAAGGAGUGGUACGAUAUUUUUCACUAGAAAUGGUAAAAAAGUUAAUGAAAAGGAUUGUGGCGGUCAUAUUCGUGGUUGGAAAUUCAAAUACCUUUAUCCGUGCAUCGGUGCGAAUAUCCCAUGUAGAAUCCAUGCCAAUUUUGGAACCUUUGGAUUUGUAUAUAUUGAAGCGAAUGUGAAAAAAUGGGGGUAUGCAAGAAUCACUGGAAUGAAACUGCCACCACCAUCUUAUGAGGAAUAUAAGCAAGAUACUUUAAUAGAAAGUGCAGGAGAAGACGAUGAUAAUGAAGAUAUUUAUUUACUAAACGAUGCACAUGAAAGGAUACACACCGAUAAAUAUCACAAUGGGGAGUUAAGAGAUGCAACUGGAAAAUUACUGCCUCCACCUCCUGGAUUUGAAUACAGUACAUCUCCACAUAGUAUUAACGAAGAAAUAUCCAUGGGUUACCUGCCAUCUGAUCCACCAAUAUAUGAUUCAUCAUUAAAUAAAAUUGUUGUCAACAAGGAAUCUAAUGGUGCUAUAAUAAGAGAAUCACCGAUGCGUACGCUGAUACGUAAACUUAUUUCAAGUACUGGAAUGAACCAUUAUUCAAGCUUAAACCAACAUAAAGGGAAUUAUACGGAAACCAGUUGUCUUCAAGAUUUAGAUUAUGAGUAUGAUGGAAUGAUAGAACAAGAUCUUGGUGAUACUCAUGCAAGUGAACUAGAUGAAAUAGAAAAUAAUUAUGUAGAGGAUGAUGAUGAGGAUGAACAGGACAGAAACAAUAAUGAUUAUGCCACUUCAAUCGAGCCUCAACGUAUGAUGGAAAUUGAACAAAACUAA